UGCCUCCUCUGACUCUGACGGACAGUCCUCACUCAUCAGCUGGAACCCGCGACGCUGCUGACCCACUUCACCGCACGGCGGUACCACUGUGUCCCGGCGCCAGCAGCCGUCCGUCUCGCCCGGAACAGUCUCGCCCGGCGUCGUGACGGCCGGAGCCGCCGGAGGGGCCGGAGGGUCCGCGGGGACGUCAGCAGCUGCUCCUCAAGGUGCCUCCACGCAGGCUUGUGCUGGAGCUGCUGAAGCGGCCAUGUUGGAUCUCUUCCUCAGAGUGCUGGCGUUGACUCGUCUUGACCCGUCGGCCCGCAGCACCUUGCUGCCAACCUAACUCCUCCUCCCACAGCUCUUCUCCCAUUGCCAGGUUCCUGUGGAAAAUGUCCCGUCCUCAUGAGAAGCUGCUCACCUGGAGCUCACCCCACCUGCUGCUGCUACCACUGACCCACUUCUGUCUGCUGGCCCCGCCCACAGAUGCAGCAACAGGAAUGUGCCGGGUCACUGGCGGCAUUCUAGGAAUCCAUUGGAGCAGCACCAUUGGCAUGGGCUGGUACCCGCUGGCGAUUGGCCGAGGUGGUGCCACGUGCUGGGAGUCGUGCUGCUUGGACCCGAGCUGCGACGCCGUGUGGAGCCUCGGUGGCCGCUGCGUGCUCCUCAACUGCCAACAGAAGGGCGGGUGCCCCAUCUCCGCCCUGCCCCCACCUCACCACGAGUCGAUUGGCCUCCUGCAGCUGCUCUCCAAGGGCCCCGUCAUAACGAAGCGCAGACGUCGUCGCCACGCUCUGCUCGCAAGAGGCCACAAAAUGAACCCAGGACAGCUCACCAACACGGAAUCGGCCCCCACGGUUCCCAGCAUCUCCGUCCCUCAGCAGACGGCCCAGAAGAACCUCAGCCAGUCCACCAAUGGGAGUUCAGAUGCAGCUGCUGCUCCGUCCCAGCAGAACUCGACGGUCAACGGCACUAUCAACCCCGCAGUGUCUUCCAUCAGCGCUGAUGUCAGCACCCCCACGGCAGUCGCUGUUGCCACGACGCCAACCGAGUCUGUGCGGGAGCUGGUGGUGUCUGCAGGAGAGAACGUGGAGGUGACUCUCCCCCGCAACGAGGUGGAGCUCAACGCCUUUGUUGUGCCGACGCCGCCACCAGGGACCCACUACACCUUCGACUGGCAGCUGAUAACGCAUCCCAAAGAUUACAGCGGGGAGACGGAGGGCCAGAAGAGCGCCACGCUGAAACUCAGCAAGCUGACCGUGGGCCUGUAUGAGUUCGGCGUGACGGUGGAGGGCGAAGGCUCGCGCGGAGAGUCGUACGUCAACGUCACGGUUAAACCAGAGCCACGGGUAAACAAGCCUCCAGUUGCUGUAGUUUCCCCCGAGUUCCAGGAGAUCUCCCUGCCGACCAGCUCCACGCUGAUAGACGGAAACCAGAGCACUGACGACGACAAGGUGGUGGCGUGGCACUGGGAGGAGGUCAAGGGCCCCCUGAGGGCCGAGAAGGUUUCCGCCGACACCCCUAUCCUCACCCUUACCAGCCUGGUGCCGGGAAACUACACCUUCAGUUUGACAGUAACAGACUCAGACGGAGCUACAAACUCGACCCAGGCCUCGCUCUCCGUAUACAAAGCCAAGGACUACAAGCCUACGGCCAUUGCCGGCGCGAACCAGGUCAUCCAGCUGCCGCGCAACUCCAUCACUCUCUACGGCAACCAGAGCACUGACGACCACGAUUUCCUGUCCUAUGAGUGGUCGCUGAGCAUGGAGAGCAAGGACAAGGUGGUGGAGAUGCAGGGAGUUCGGACCCCCAUCCUGCAGCUGUCGGCCAUGCAGGAGGGCGACUACACCUUCAAGCUGACCGUGACUGACUCAGCGGGGCAGCAGGCCACCUCCGAGGUGACCGUCAUCGUGCAGCCAGAGAACAACAAACCGCCAGUGGCAGACGCCGGACCAGAGAAGGAGCUGACGCUGCCGGUGGACAGGACCACACUGGACGGCAGCAAGAGCAGCGACGACCAGAAAAUAGCUACGUACCACUGGACCAAGACCAGUGGUCCUGAUGGUGUGAAGAUUGAAAAUGCUGACAAUGCUGUUGCCACAGUGAUGGGUCUCGAGGUCGGUGCAUACGAGUUCACCCUGACUGUAACUGAUGAGAGGAAUCUGAAGAGCAGCGACACUGUGACGGUCAUCGUUAGGGAAGAAAAGGACCAGCCGCCGGUGGCACACGUGGUGUCGAGUCCACCCAUCUCUCUGCCGGUCAGGACGGCUAUCUUGGACGGGUCCCGCUCCACUGACGACAAAGGUGGCAUCAGUUACCUGUGGACCAGGGAGGACACCAGCCCUGCCGCUGGGGAGGUCCUGAACAACUCGGACCACCAGGCGGUUCUGUUCCUGGGAAACCUGGUGGAGGGGAAGUACAGCUUCAAGCUGGCGGUGACGGACAGUAAAGGCCAGACCAACUUGGCCAGAGGCACGGUGGAGGUCAGAGCAGACGUCUGGGAGCGCGACCUGGUGGAGAUGGUGCUGGAAGUGUUGGUGUCGCAGGUCUUCCAGCGCCAGCGCGACAUGCUGCUCCGUCAGGUGGGAGUCCUGCUGGGCGUGCUCGACAGUGACAUCAUCGUCAGAGAGAUCAGCGCCUACAACGAGCACAGCACCCGUCUGGUCUUCCUGGUGUCGGGCGGUCCGGGGCGCCCCCCUCUGUCCGGUCGCAGCGUCGCUCUCAGCCUUCGGAACAAACUGCGCAAACAGAAGAGCGACUUUCUGAUCUACAAAGCCCGGCGGGUCGACACCGUCAUCUGCCAGCUGAACUGCUCCAGCCACGGCGAGUGUGACUCCUUCACCCGGCGCUGUGUGUGUCAUCCCUUCUGGAUGGAGAACUUCAUCAGAGCUCAGCUUGGAGAUGCAGAGAGCAACUGUGAGUGGAGCGUCCUCUAUGUGACCAUAGCCUCUUUUAUGAUUCUGGUUGCUAUGGCAACGCUUGUCUGGGGAGUGGUGUGCUGCUGCAGCAGGCGAAAGAACAAAGCUCGCCGGAGCAAAAGUCGAUACAAGAUGCUGGAAGCUGAGGAGCAAGACAGUCUGGAGCUUCAGCUGCCGAGAGCUAUCCGCCUGAAGCCCGUACCCCCCCCCACCUCCUCGGCCCUCAUGCACUCCGACUCCUCCCUGGACAGCGAGGACGGGCAGGGCGGCGCCCCGUGGACGGAGCAGGAGCGCGGCCAUCUGCUGGGGCCCCAGAACGGCUCCCUGAGGAACGGCCAGGGGCCCGUCAGAGCCAAGAAGCAGAGAGAGGAGCACCUAUAGCUAGGGAGGGGGGGGGUCCUCCUCCUCUCCUCAUCCCUGAAGACGCUGAGGAGGGAACCACGGGAGUACCACUGUACUGAAGUCCCGCCCCCUCACUGAGCUGAGGGCGGGGCUGUCGCACGGAGACUCCGCCCCCUCCGAUGGCGGCCUACAGACGCUUUAAUGACACAACAACCAGCCACUGAGCACACUCACGCCCCCCUGCCUGUGGACACGCAUGCUCGACACACACGUGUGUUUGACCCAGAAGCUAGCAAACACUGCCACGUCUGAGGACGGUUCUCAGCAGAACCGGACAGAACCCGAGUAAAGGCCCCUGCAUGAGGAGUGACAGGCCGAUGCCCGAGCAUCGGCUGCAUGUGCGUGAGUUUGUGUGUGUUGCUGUGUUUUCAUGUCUGUUAUGAGCUAACUGAGCCGUCACAACAUCUGCAGCCUCCGCGCUUUUAUUUUGAAGGGCCGUCAGUGCUGCGACCCACACUGGAGGACCGACCGGUUGGGUCUCGGCGGAGGAGAUGAUGCAGGUCUGCUUCCUGCUCCUUCACCGCGGGGCUCCCCGGGUUUGUUGGCUGUCAGACCCGUCGGUGGUUAGACGUUGAUGCACUUUGAUACGAUGUCUCUUUUUGUUGCUGCUGUUGCUUUAAAAGGGAGAAGUUUGACUGUUAAAGUUUAAACGUCAGAGGUCUGCUGAAGUUUGACAUGAAUAUGUUUUAAUCAGAAAAUCUUCAUGACAUGUAGAACUUACAGGUGGAAGUUUUAUUUCUGAACACGUUUUAAAUUUGAGGCAAUUUAUUUUACGUUCAGGAG
Messenger RNA from Cololabis saira (Pacific saury), 4082 nucleotides. RefSeq names its product KIAA0319-like ortholog. Bases 372 to 3278 code for a protein of 968 amino acids. NCBI's taxonomy places the organism in Eukaryota, Metazoa, Chordata, Actinopteri, Beloniformes, Belonidae. The record is from RefSeq and is a predicted model, not a curated record. Gene Ontology annotation, cellular component: cytoplasmic vesicle; plasma membrane. The transcript has 24 exons.